Molecule: messenger RNA, 1548 nt
Organism: Ruditapes philippinarum (Manila clam)
Lineage: Eukaryota; Metazoa; Mollusca; Bivalvia; Venerida; Veneridae
Exons: 5
Coding region: 216-929 (237 amino acids)
Source: RefSeq, a predicted model, not a curated record
GUUUCCAACUAGACUGUCCCAUUUAAAGUAGUAUACACAUUGCUUCAGAUUGCUAGGAUAGCCGGACUGCGUGCCUCUUUUGAUUGGUCAUCAGAUAACAUCGGGAUGGACAAAUAGGUUAUAGGAAAAAUCGGAAAUUAUCAGUUAUAUCACAUUGUGCAUUUUCUAAUCAUUCCGAAGAAUCCUGUGCACGGAGAAGUAACAAACUUGGGGAAAUGAUGAUGCUGUAUUUACUUGUAGUUUAUAGUUUCUUCUUCACUGGAUACUUUGCUUCAGGUGCCCUGAUAGAAGAGCAGCAAUGUUCAAGAUACCACUAUGAGGCUCAAACUUUGGAAAGAAUUAUCAAGGCAGAGAUUAAUCUAGUAUCUGUUCAAAGUGAGGUCACAGUCAUAAAGAAAACAGUAGAGCAAGAGGCGGAAGAAAGAAAAAAGGAUCAUUCCAAAUUUGCUAACAAAGUAGAUAUGUUGCAACAAGAGUUCGAUAACUUCGUCAAGAAAGUUUCCAGUUUACAAGAGGAGAAAAUUCUCCCGGCUUCAAGUUCGAUGAGACAAUUUUGUCAAACAAACGAGACGUGCAGUGACGUUAAGAAUUCCGAAUGUAAAUGGAUGUCUUGUAAAUGUAAACCUGGCAUGAGCUACCACCAUGACACGAAAACAUGUCUCUCUGACUGUGGAGACUACGGGUAUGGUAACACUUACCAGGUUGAAAUGUACGCAUUGUUGGACUAUUUUAACACUAAAACUUUAAGAACUAUCUCACUAGAAGAUUGUGUUCAAAAUUGUACCACGGAGAAAAGUUUUGUUUGCAGAACUGCAGAGUAUUACAAGACCAGCAAAACGUGUCAUUUGUCAUGGGAGACUCUGCACACAAACUCAGAUAAACACUUCGUAAAUAAUAAUUAUGUUACAUACACGAGAGAUUGCAACUAGAACUGUGGUCUAAAUAUGUAUCUAGUUACUAGACUUCAUUCAUACUCUGUUAUAUAAUACAAUAAAGUACUUGAUAACUUUAACUAAAACAAUUAAGCAAAAACUAUUAAUGGCAUACAUGUAUACCAGUAUUUUAUGUAUUAACGGCGUUUAGUGAUUUUGAUCAUUGUCAUUAUGCAGUUUAACAGGACCAGCAACUAUUUCGAAUUUUACCCGAAAUAUAAUAGUAGGACAUAUUUUCAGUUUUAUCACCAAAACGUGAAAAUCAUCAUUUCCACAAGGAAAAAACCAUUUCUGGUUACAUUAUAUUAAAAGUAUUGAGAUGUCUUUUUCAUACGACCAUAUAACAAGGCAGACUAGCUUAGUAGUAGACAGCAUCGAUCACAAGUUCAACAAUUAUAAUUUAAUUUUGUUCUUUAUUGUUGAAAUUUUGAGUGUCAAUUCAAAACGUCAUGACACUAAUACAACUUACAACGGUGUGUUACGUUUUCUAUACGCAUUCUAACUGAUUCGUUGAAAAUGAAUUACUGGUAGUACAAUCAAAGGAAUUUGAUGCAUGUAGAUUUCUAUUUUAACUUCCUCUGGUACAAUAAAUGUUGAACGAUUUUCAGGGUUAUUU